AUGUAUCAAUCUGUAUACUAUUAUACACAUCAAGUACAAUUUUCUGAAAUUCCAGUAUCAGAUGAUGAUUCAUUUGAACCUUUUUUUGAUAAAGUAGAAGAUUCUGCCAAAUUUCUUAUUGAAGCUGAUGAGGAUUGGAAGCUUGACUUGAAGUUUUUGAUUUCAAUGAAUACUUAUGCACUUGUUUUAUGCUUAUCACUCAUGCGUUGGUAUAAGGAUAAAUAUAUCAAUUUAAGCAAUACCUGUUCUAGUAAGACAAUUAUAAGUAAUGGCCAAAAUGAUCAAAAUGGCGAAGCCAAAAAGGCAAUUCAAUUUGCAAUUCAAGAUGAUAAUGAAGAACUGAUUCAGUUUAUCAAGAAUUUUAAUAAAAGAAAAAAAGCUCAACUAAUUCAAGCAGAAUCGAUUAA
This is a messenger RNA of Funneliformis caledonium, 407 nucleotides long. NCBI's taxonomy places the organism in Eukaryota, Fungi, Glomeromycota, Glomeromycetes, Glomerales, Glomeraceae. The record is from the annotation of a GenBank genome assembly.